GCCCUGGGCGAGCCGCGUCCUCUGAGGAGAGGGCUCCGCCCCCGAGUGACGGCCGGGUCGGGAAUUGGCGGCGGCGCUGCAGCCAUUUCCGGUUUCGGGAAAGUGGGUGGGGUGCGGAGCGGGACUUGGAGCCGCCGCGGCCGCUGCCCUCUACAGAGCCUUCCUUGCGCCGGGUGCUGCCAGGAGGAUGCGGCCGGGGCCCGGAGGAUGCUGCUGCCGUCGCCCGGUGCGGGCGAACGGCUGCGUAGCGAACGGGGAAGUGCGGAACGGGUACGUGAGAAGCAGCACCGUAGUCGCCGCCAGCCAGAUCCAUCAUGUUACACAAAAUGGAGGACUGUACAAAAGACCAUUUAAUGAAGCUUUUGAAGAAACACCAAUGCUGGUUGCUGUGCUCACUUAUGUGGGGUAUGGUGUACUCACCCUCUUUGGAUAUCUUCGAGAUUUCUUGAGGCAUUGGAGAAUUGAAAAGUGUCACCAUGCAACAGAAAGAGAAGAACAAAAGGACUUUGUGUCAUUGUACCAGGAUUUUGAAAACUUCUAUACAAGGAACCUCUACAUGAGGAUAAGAGACAACUGGAAUCGACCAAUCUGUAGUGUGCCUGGAGCCAAGGUGGACAUCAUGGAGAGACAGUCUCAUGAUUAUAACUGGUCAUUCAAGUAUACAGGAAAUAUAAUUAAAGGUGUUAUAAACAUGGGUUCCUACAACUAUCUUGGAUUUGCACGGAAUACUGGAGCAUGUCAAGAAGCAGCCGCCAAAGUCCUCGAGGAGUAUGGAGUUGGAGUGUGCAGCACUCGGCAGGAAAUUGGAAACCUGGACAAGCAUGAAGAACUAGAGAAACUUGUAGCAAAGUUCUUGGGAGUAGAAGCUGCUAUGACAUAUGGCAUGGGAUUUGCAACAAAUUCAAUGAACAUUCCUGCUCUUGUUGGCAAAGGUUGCCUGAUUCUCAGUGAUGAACUGAACCAUGCAUCGCUGGUUCUAGGAGCCAGACUGUCUGGAGCAACCAUUCGAAUCUUCAAACAUAACAAUAUGCAAAGCCUAGAGAAGCUAUUGAAAGAUGCCAUUGUUUAUGGUCAGCCUCGGACACGAAGGCCCUGGAAGAAAAUUCUGAUCCUCGUGGAAGGGAUAUAUAGAUUUGAGUGUGUUAAGCAUUAUUUCGUUUUCUCUCCCCAUGAUUUUCCAGGCAAAGAAUGUGUGCAGCAGUUAGCUGAAAAUACCAGAUAUUUCAGGAGACGCCUGAAAGAGAUGGGCUUCAUCAUCUAUGGAAAUGAAGAUUCUCCAGUGGUGCCUUUGAUGCUCUACAUGCCAGCCAAAAUUGGCGCCUUUGGACGGGAGAUGCUGAAGCGGAACAUUGGUGUAGUUGUGGUGGGAUUUCCUGCUACCCCAAUUAUAGAGUCCAGAGCCAGGUUUUGCCUGUCAGCAGCUCAUACCAAAGAAAUACUUGAUACUGCUUUAAAGGAGAUAGACGAAGUUGGAGACCUAUUGCAGCUGAAGUAUUCCCGUCAUCGGUUGGUACCUCUACUGGACAGGCCCUUUGACGAGACUACAUAUGAAGAAACAGAAGACUGAGCCUUUUUGGUGCUCCCAUAGAGGGACUCUCCCUCACCUAGGACAGUGUGUGGCCUUUCUGAGCCAGUUCUAGGAACCACACUUCUGGGGCCAUCUCAUGUGAAAGACAUUUCCUCAACUACUGAAGGUGGCCACCGCCACUCUAAAUGGCAUUUUGUAAAUAGUAAAAAACUGCUUCACAUCCUUCUUUUGCGAAAUCUCACCUUUAAAAAUGGAGGUGACUCACUUUGCUUUUUUGUCCAUUAAAAAAAUGUUUUAUUUUAUAAC
Messenger RNA from Propithecus coquereli (Coquerel's sifaka), 1834 nucleotides. RefSeq names its product serine palmitoyltransferase, long chain base subunit 2 (gene SPTLC2). The transcript has 11 exons. Gene Ontology annotation, molecular function: serine C-palmitoyltransferase activity; pyridoxal phosphate binding. Lineage: Eukaryota; Metazoa; Chordata; Mammalia; Primates; Indriidae. The record is from RefSeq and is a predicted model, not a curated record. Gene Ontology annotation, biological process: sphingosine biosynthetic process; ceramide biosynthetic process. Gene Ontology annotation, cellular component: serine palmitoyltransferase complex. Bases 188 to 1567 code for a protein of 459 amino acids.